Messenger RNA from Penicillium angulare, 435 nucleotides. RefSeq lists its product as uncharacterized. The record is from RefSeq and is a predicted model, not a curated record. The transcript has a single exon. Lineage: Eukaryota; Fungi; Ascomycota; Eurotiomycetes; Eurotiales; Aspergillaceae. Bases 1 to 435 code for a protein of 144 amino acids.
AUGCAUCGAUUUCUACUCUCUGCAGCUCUUCUUCUCGCUGUCUCGGCCAACUUCUCUUAUGCAGUGCCGGCUGAUACUCCAGUUCCGGCUGAUACUCUGGAAAGUAACAACAUCACAGCGCGUACCCCAAGUCCCUGGGGUUGCUUCUGCGACGACUCCGACUGCAGUGAGAAUUGUGGCGAGUGGGUUAGUCUGACGGACACGGGCUGUUUGAAUGAGGGAGGCAGAGGCUCCUUCUAUGUCAGAGAUGGCGGUGACGGAACCCACUAUAUGAUCGUUUCUCCAAGCGCAGACUGCCCCUGCCAGAGCGACUGCGAUGAUGGUGGCGACCUGGGCUUCAGGGAUUCUGACACUUGCCAUCAGCUUGAUCCCGAUAAUCAAUCCUACCGAUUCAUCGCUGGUGGUGAUGGAGGCUGCCCUGACAACGAAUGUUAA